CUACUUCAUACCUCAUCUAUCUACAUCAUUACAAUGGGUUGGUUCUCUGAAGACUCUGACCAGGCCAACGCCUACGACCAGGUUAACAACGCCCCCCACAAGGCUGAGCUCUCGCACGAGCUCAUCUCUGGUGCCGCUGCCUACGAGGCUGCGAAGGCGUACGAGAAGCACUGCGCUGCCAACGGCAAGCCCGAGUCCCACGCCGAGGCGAAGGAGCUUCUUGCUGGCUUCGCUGGUGCGUUCGUCGACCGCUUGGUCGAGACCAAGGGUCUUGACUUCAUCGACCGCGAGAAGGCGAAGCGUCAUGCCCAGGAGCAGGUCGACGUCAACGUCGUCCAGCAGGACUACACCGUCUACUAGGCGGGGGUUGUCGCGGUGAAUGGCAGAAAGUAGUUGUGUAGUCUGUACCUAUAUCGAUAAGACUUGUGCAAUGAUACCAUCCGAUAACAUCACAGCGCAUUGAUUGA
Messenger RNA from Postia placenta MAD-698-R-SB12, 467 nucleotides. RefSeq lists its product as hypothetical. The record is from RefSeq and is a predicted model, not a curated record. Bases 34 to 360 code for a protein of 108 amino acids. The transcript is spliced from 5 exons. NCBI's taxonomy places the organism in Eukaryota, Fungi, Basidiomycota, Agaricomycetes, Polyporales, Adustoporiaceae.